AUGGCACCUAUCCGCGAUCAUUCUCACUUGGUCAACUCACUGGCAACUUCGACCCACCUCGAAACGUCAGCAUCACAGCUCGAUAGCGUUCCGAGGCAUUUGGAAGACUCCAUCCGAUAUGAGACGUCAAGGCUAAGCCAGGCUGCUGGUAUCUUACUCAGUCUGCCGCAAGAAAUCAUAGCACAGUCGAUCAUCGUCAUGCAACGUUUCUGGGUGGGUCCUGAGGGUGGCAGCAUGCUUGAGUAUGAUCCACAGGAUGUGGCAUCAGCUGCAAUGUAUCUUUGCGCCAAGCCUUCCGGCUUUAGUCUGAGCCCACGCUCCAUCUUGACCACGUUCGAGUGCCUUCGAAGUCUGAAUUGCAAGUAUGACGAAAGCCUGAUCGAGAAAGGACCGUUCGAAACAGAGUGGCGACUGUCAGAUGGCGAGUACGAGACUCGACGAGAGCAACUGUACAAGGUCGAGGCGCAGAUCUUGCGAACCUUGGGCUUCCAAACUCAUGUCGCUCUGCCAUAUACGUUGAGCAUGAACUACCUGCAGACUCUUGAAGCGUUUCAUGACGAUAAAGGACCGGUGUUGGCAAGACGGGUCUUCGCACAUCUGAACAGCGCUUUACUCAGCCCACAAUUGCUGUACCUUACGCAUCAACCUUGUGCUCUCGCUACUGCUUCUAUAUAUCUGGCCGCCCGAGAAGUUGGUGCUCUUCUGCCCGAAGCAGAGUGGUGGGAAGUUUUCGAUGUGGAGAGAGAAGAACUUGGCUUUUUGGUCGUGGCACUACGAAGUAUGGAAGCCUUCGCGGUUCAGGAGAAGCGGCAAUGGGAGUCUCGCGUAGUGCCCCUGACGAUCCAUGAUGUCCGUGGAGAGAUCGAACGUGAGCGGAUGCUCGAGGCGGACGAGUGA
Molecule: messenger RNA, 897 nt
Organism: Recurvomyces mirabilis
Lineage: Eukaryota; Fungi; Ascomycota; Dothideomycetes; Mycosphaerellales; Teratosphaeriaceae
Exons: 2
Coding region: 1-897 (298 amino acids)
Biological process (GO): regulation of transcription by RNA polymerase II
Cellular component (GO): nucleus
Molecular function (GO): cyclin-dependent protein serine/threonine kinase regulator activity
Source: RefSeq, a predicted model, not a curated record